GGGACGCUGGUUCUCUGGCCGGCUGAGCUGGCAGCUGUCGGGCAGGCGGAGAGCUUGAGGCUCGGGGUGCCCCGGAGUCGGGGCCUGCCCUGGCUGUCCUUUGGCCGGGGUCCCCGCCGCAGGGCGGGGAAGGGUGGGCCCGGGCUGGACUAGCCUUCCCCUCCUCCUUCUCGGGGAGGCAACGGCCUCCACCCCGGCUCGGCCUCGGGCCUCGUCCGGGUGAUCCGCGGCAGCCCCGCUGCCCCAGCCAAGGUUUUAAACCUUUUUGGCUUAGAACAAAAAUGGCAGAAGAAACUCCAGUGGCUUCUGAGAAGCUCGUUGUACAUUCAGAGGCUCAUAGUGGUACUAUUCUGGCUAAUUUUGAGGAACAAAGGAAAAGAGGCUUUCUCUGUGAUAUCACUCUAAUAGUAGAAAACGUACAUUUCCGGGCCCACAAAGCUUUACUUGCUGCCAGUAGUGAGUAUUUCUCAAUGAUGUUUGCAGAAGAAGGGGAAAUAGGCCAGUCAAUUUAUAUGCUGGAAGGUAUGUUAGCAGACACGUUUGGUAUACUGCUAGAAUUCAUCUAUACAGGUUAUCUUCAUGCCAGUGAAAAAAGUACAGAACAAAUAUUGGCUACUGCUCAGUUUUUAAAAGUAUAUGACUUAGUAAAUGCUUACACCGACUAUCAAAGUAAUCAUAGCUCAACAAAUCCAACCUCUUUGGCCGCUGGUGGAGCUCCAGUAGUGGUUAUUUCUAACAAGAAAAAUGAUGAUCCUCCAAAGCGAAAACGAGGGAGACCAAGAAAAGUCAAAAAUGUGCAAGCAGUAAAACCAGAAAUGGCUUCACUUGAAGACAUCCAACUCCGAGAGAAUAAUUCCGUUCAAAAUAAGCAAAACUCUAUGGUAAAAAUAGUAGAAGGAAGCAAUAGUAUAACAAACGAACAGAUCCCAGUGAGAGAAGUGGAAGAAUCUGAGCGUGCUUGUGGGUCAGGCGCUGUGGAAAUGCCCACAGAAGAAGAUGAGAACUGUGAUCCUAAGUCCCAGGAUGUACAAGGCAAUCAGAGUCGCUACAGCAAGCGCAGGAUUCAGAGAUCUGUUAAACUGAAAGAUUAUAAACUUGUUGGAGAUGAAGAGGAUCAGUAUUCAGCUAAGAGAGUAUCUGGAAGAAGAAAACGCCCUGGUUCUGAGGCUCGCUGUAAAGAAUGUGGCAAAGUGUUUAAGUACAAUCACUUUUUAGCCAUCCAUCAGAGAAGUCAUACAGGGGAACGACCUUUCAAAUGUAAUGAGUGUGGAAAAGGUUUUGCACAGAAGCACUCAUUGCAAGUUCACACAAGGAUGCACACAGGGGAACGGCCAUAUACCUGUACUGUUUGCAGUAAGGCUUUAACUACAAAGCAUUCUCUACUGGAACACAUGAGCCUACACACAGGACAGAAGUCUUUUACCUGUGAUCAGUGUGGAAAGUAUUUCAGCCAGAAAAGACAGCUAAAGAGUCAUUACCGAGUACAUACAGGCCAUUCAUUACCGGAAUGUAACCACUGUCAUCGCAAAUUCAUGGAUGUAUCUCAGUUAAAGAAACAUCUGAGAACACACACAGAAGAAACAACAAAUGACCCUUUUGAUAAUACAAGUGAAAAGCCAUUUACUUGCGAAAUCUGUGGCAAGUCUUUUACAGCAAAAAGUUCUCUUCAGACACACAUCAGAAUACAUCGAGGAGAAAAGCCAUAUUCUUGUGGAAUAUGUGGGAAAUCCUUCUCUGAUUCCAGUGCUAAGAGGAGACACUGUAUAUUACACACAGGCAAAAAACCUUUUUCCUGCCCUGAGUGUAAUUUGCAGUUUGCACGCUUGGACAACUUGAAGGCCCACUUAAAAAUCCAUAGCAAAGAAAAACCCUUUCCAGAAGCUCCUAGUGCUCCCAGCAGCAGCAACCCAGAGGAAGUUAGGAAUAUUCUGCAUCUCCAGCAGUAUCAACUUUCCACCUCUGGAGAGCAAGAAAUUCAACUCCUGGUAACAGACUCAGUCCAUAACAUCAAUUUCAUGCCUAGUCAUAGUCAAGGAAUCAGCAUUGUCACGGCAGAAGGCACCCAGAACAUGGCAGCUGACCAAGCUGCCGACCUUACAGUGCUCACCCAGCAGCCGGAACACCUGCAGGGUUUGAUUCUUUCAGCUCAGCAUGACCAAACAGAGCACAUCCAGAGUCUCAAUAUGAUGGACAGCCAGAUAGAAACCUCACCGACCGAACAGGUGCAUAUAAUCACCCUGUCCAAGGAAACUCUGGAGCAUCUUCAUGCUCACUGAGAACCAGCUGAGGCACUUAGAAGUGAAGGGCCACUUCCUGCUCAGCUCAGCACAUGCAGCCGACCCAGGGAUGGAGCUGACAGGCCAGGAGACGCUGUGUGACCCAGCCCACAUAGCUUAAUGAACAGUUCAGCAAAAGUUUAAUUCUGUGGGAAUUAUAUUAUCUGAUAUUUGUCCAUCAGCUGACCAUGCCAUGAUUAAUGACAUUUGAAGUCGGGCUUUCUGAUAUUGGUUCUAAACUGCAGAGCUGUUUUCACCCUUUCAGAUACUAGUAAACUAAUAUUUAUAAUGCUUUACAUUCAAAGCUGUAAAGUGGCUUGAACUUGUCUGAUUUGAACCUAUCAUGUGACUUGAACCGACCUGUUUGGUAAUAUUGGUGGAAAAACUUUCACUUUUAUUCCUUCUCUUAGGUCUUGGAUUUUCACUCAGGUGCUCUACUAUAAUGAAGGCAAUUGUGACUUGUAUGUAGGAAUUGAAAUUCACACCCUUGUGUUGUAUUUUUAAUCUUCAGGAUGACAGUUCUGCUGUAUUUUGGGUGUUUGCUGAACUACAAAAGUCAGUUGUGUGUUAGUUUAAAUUUCACAUAUUUGUUGGUUUUGCUUCCUCGUUACUGAUAAAUACGGAAUUGCCACUAAAAGCUAAAAACAAAACAACAAAAAACUUGUUAUGUAUGCCAAGCCUUCAUAAUAUGUUAAGGAGUACAUUCUUUGACACUUUCCCCUCCUCGACACCAAAGAAUUAGUAAUAGUCUUGUACUUGAAUUAUUUACUGAUUCUGUAAGUCUACUACAUUAUAUGUGAGAGGUAAGAAUAUAUGAUAAACCCUUUCUUCAGAAUCCAAUCAGAAAACUGAAAGAACAUAUGUAUAUAAGUAUACAGACUCUCUGCUUAUGUGAGAAAAGCAAAUGUAUAAGCAAACAACCUUAUAUGCAGGAUGAAUUUCUUAAAAAUUACUAUUUUGAGAAUACCAUGAGGUGCAUACAGAUUUCAGCCUAAUGUUUUUCAUCUGCAUUACUUCAAAAUGAUACUUGAUAUUCUUGACACUAGGUCUUCCAAAUCAUUAGAAAGGUGAUAUUAAAUCCAGUGUAUGUUAUUACAUUCUAAUUCUCUAAAAACUGAGUGUACAGUAAGUCAAUACUAACCCCAAUCAAUCUAGAUGAAAGGAAAAUUAACACAAAAGUCAGACAUAAUUUUUAAAAUGGCUUUUAAUGAUUCAAAGAGAUUUCCUUUCUUUUGGACCCCUACUAGGCCUUACAGGAUUAGUAACCACUUUGUAUUUUAAUCAUUCUAUGAUUUGAGUCAUCAUAAAAAUAUUAAAUUGUGUUGAGUAUAA
Messenger RNA from Dromiciops gliroides (monito del monte), 3608 nucleotides. RefSeq names its product zinc finger and BTB domain containing 24 (gene ZBTB24). The record is from RefSeq and is a predicted model, not a curated record. Bases 282 to 2276 code for a protein of 664 amino acids. The transcript is spliced from 8 exons. Gene Ontology annotation, biological process: regulation of transcription by RNA polymerase II. Gene Ontology annotation, molecular function: DNA-binding transcription factor activity, RNA polymerase II-specific; protein binding; RNA polymerase II cis-regulatory region sequence-specific DNA binding. Lineage: Eukaryota; Metazoa; Chordata; Mammalia; Microbiotheria; Microbiotheriidae. Gene Ontology annotation, cellular component: nucleus.